AUGCUCGCCGCUGGGCGCAUAGCGCGCAUCUCGCGGCCAGCGCUAUGCGCCAGCGGAAUGCUCGCCGCUGGGCGCAUAGCGCGCAUCUCACGGCCAGCGCUAUGCGCCCAGCGGAAUGCUCGCCGCUGGGCGCGUAGCGCGCAUCUCGCGGCCAGCGCUAUGCGCCAAGCUAUGCGCAUUCCGCCUCUCUCGCGGCCAGCAAUGCGCUCAGCGGAUUUCUCACCGCUGGGCGCAUUGCGCCUCUCUCGCGGCCAGCAAUGCGCUCAGCGGAUUGCUCACCGCUGGGCGCAUUGCGCCUCUCUCGCGGCCAGCAAUGCGCUCAGCGGAUUGCUCACCGCUGGGCGCAUUGCGCCUCUCUCGCGGCCAGCAAUGCGCUCAGCGGAUUGCUCACCGCUGGGCGCAUUGCGCCUCUCUCGCGGCCAGCAAUGCGCUCAGCUGAUCGCUCACCGCUGGGCGCAUUGCGCCUCUCUCGCGGCCAGCAAUGCGCUCAGCGGAUCGCUCAGCGCUGGGCGCAUUGCGCCUCUCUCGCGGCCAGCAAUGCGCUCAGCGGAUCGCUCACCGCUGGGCGCAUUGCGCCUCUCUCGCGGCCUGCAAUGCGCUCAGCGGAUCGCUCACCGUUGGGCGCAUUGCGCCUCUCUCGCGGCCAGCAAUGCGCUCAGCGGAUUGCUCACCGCUGGGCGCAUUGCGCCUCUCUCGCGGCCAGCAAUGCGCUCAGCGGAUUGCUUACCGCUGGGCGCAUUGCGCCUCUCUCGCGGCCAGCAAUGCGCUCAGCGGAUUGCUUACCGCUGGGCGCAUUGCGCCUCUCUCGCGGCCAGCAAUGCGCUCAGCGGAUCGCUCACCGCUGGGGGCAUUGCCCCUCUCACUCCAGCGCUAUUCGCCCUGCGGAAUACUUGCCGCUGGGCGCAUUGCGCCUCUCUCGCGGCCAGCGCUAUGCGCUCAGCGGUGUUUGCAGGCUUCUUCGCCCCACAGCCAUUCCGCUUUGAGCCAUACGACCUACUCACCAACAUCGUCAAGGUGCGCCCACUCCCUCACUUCACUUUACUUGAACUGCCCUGCCCUUGA
Messenger RNA from Closterium sp. NIES-65, 1062 nucleotides. NCBI's taxonomy places the organism in Eukaryota, Viridiplantae, Streptophyta, Zygnematophyceae, Desmidiales, Closteriaceae. The record is from the annotation of a GenBank genome assembly.